AUGUCUAUGAUAUCGAACAUGACUAUAUUAUUAAUUAUUCUCAUAUUAAUUUUAUUUAUAUCUCAAUCUAAUGAACAACAAUUAAAAAAUGAUGAUAUAUGUAAUCCAACACGAGAAGUUUUAUGUAUAAAAGAUAUUUUAAAGGAUAUAUCAAUAAUAGCUGUUACUAUUAAUGAAACAAUAAAUAAUAUUCAAAAACAUAUUUCAAGCAAAACUAUAAAUAUUGAAAAAUUCGAUCGUUAUGUAGCACAUCAAAUGGAUUCAAUUAAUUCAUAUUUACCAAUACCAAAAUAUCAUGUGCAUUUUUUUCGAAUGAAUAAUAUUCAUAAAAAAUAUUUAGUUCAUUUAUGUUUAGAAGCGCAUGAUGCAAUAAGUUUUUAUUAUAAUUCAAUUAAUGAUAUAUUAAAUAUGAAUGAUGCAUCUUCAUCGAUAACAGAUGCUUGGUUGAAUCAAAUUCAAUCUAAUAUACGAUAUAAAAUUAUUUGUGAAUAUCGAAAUAUUUUAUAUGUUUAUUCACAUGAAUGGAAAUCAAUUAAUCAAACAAAUCGAAUAAAAUAUUCAACAAUAAAUCAUCCAACUACUCCAUCAAUUGUUCAUGAUGUUUAUACAAUUAUUAAUGUUCGAUUAUUAGAUGAAUGGAUGCUUAAAAUUCAUUCAGUUAUUAAUAAUCUUGAAACAAAAUUUGUUUGA
Rotaria sp. Silwood1 is the source of this 690-nucleotide messenger RNA. NCBI's taxonomy places the organism in Eukaryota, Metazoa, Rotifera, Eurotatoria, Philodinida, Philodinidae. The record is from the annotation of a GenBank genome assembly.